AUGGGUUUCAGGACUUUCCUGACAUUGGCGACCCUGGGGCUUGCGGCGGCGGAGAGUUCCGUUGUAUCGCUGUUCCUGAUCGGCAAUGAAAAUCCACAACCCCUUGUGGGCUCAAUUGUGGCAGUGGAUGACGAUACAACCACCUAUAGUAUCAAUUGCGCCAAGACCGUUGAUACCGACCACUGCGCAUUUCGCGCGGGCUUGCUAUAUACAGCGGGACCUUCAUCGAUUGAAUACGCGUUGAUUACCCCUUAUGACCGACGUUUUACGCUGAUCUGCUCUAUGGGCGGUACUACCUCUGCUGUCUGUACCGAUAUGAUGCCGACCACUGGCACUGCAGUGGCUGCGUACACGACGACUUUGGGCAAGGAAUACUUGAGUUCAGAGGGUGUAACAAUCAAUGCCGGUGCUACUAGAGCCGCGACUGGUUCUUCUGCUACGAAGACUGAUGACUCUUCCAAGGCCACCAACUCCGGGGACUCUACAUCACAGACGGCUAGCGGGUCAGCAUCAACCAGCACCGGCGGCAUUCCCCGUAUUACUGCAGUCCCUGGGAUCGCUUUGGGCGGUGCAGCUGCGGCACUUAUGGUGGCAGCUCUAUAA
Molecule: messenger RNA, 603 nt
Organism: Penicillium waksmanii
Lineage: Eukaryota; Fungi; Ascomycota; Eurotiomycetes; Eurotiales; Aspergillaceae
Exons: 3
Coding region: 1-603 (200 amino acids)
Source: RefSeq, a predicted model, not a curated record